AUGCCCAAGCGUGGCGCUAGGCAUGGCAACUCGAGUGCACCACCGGGGACCUCGUGGAACCCGUCUCCUGGCCGGAUUACUAAAAACAAUCCGGCCAAUAGUCAAAUCAAGCCUUCCACCGCGGCGACAGCGUUGGAAGGCAUUGACAAAACAAAGCUGCAUCCACACUAUCGCAGCCCGUACCAGCUACGUGUGAAGACAGCUAAGGCAGGCCGGCAGGCCUCCGGCGUCCCCUCCGUCACCCCCGUCCCCACACGCAACGAGUUCGAGCCGCUGAGUGGUGACGAUGAGGACAAUGAAGACGACUGCAGCACCAGCAGUAGCGACGACGACGACGACCCUGCACGCGGGUCGAAGAAAGCAGAAACCAGCAAAACUGCGGCGAAGCCGAUCAUGUGGACGAGCUACUGGAGGGUCAAACCUACUGUUUGAAGAUCGGCAAGAAGAAUGUGCAAGUGAUCACGUUGUUAAGGGCGAAUU
Messenger RNA from Culex quinquefasciatus (southern house mosquito), 480 nucleotides. RefSeq lists its product as uncharacterized. The transcript is spliced from 2 exons. The record is from RefSeq and is a predicted model, not a curated record. Bases 1 to 432 code for a protein of 143 amino acids. Lineage: Eukaryota; Metazoa; Arthropoda; Insecta; Diptera; Culicidae.